ACUUCUCGUCUUCAGCAUGGUACCCGGAAGUGGCGCGGCGCCAUGUUUAGUGAGGGCAGCGGAUCUCCCCGGCAGGUUGUAGUGAUCGUCUCCACGUGUGACACCCGGCCGCCACCAUGCUGCGCAGGGAGGCUCGUCUCCGGAGGGAAUACCUCUACAAGAAGGCUCAGGAGGCCAAACAGCACAGCAUAGAAGACAAGAAGCAGCGGUUAAAGCGGGCGCUGGAAGAAAACCGGCUCAUCCCCGCCGAGAUCCGCAGAGACGCCCUGUCCCUGCAGAAGCAGCUCGAGUUUGAUGAUGAAGGCGGUGAAGGCGUGUCCUCACAUGUGGAUGAUGAGUAUAGGUGGGCCGGUGUUGAAGACCCAAAGGUGAUGAUCACAACAUCGAGGGACCCAAGUUCACGACUGAAAAUGUUUGCCAAGGAGUUAAAGUUGGUUUUUCCCAACGCCCAGCGCAUGAACAGAGGAAAACACGAGAUGGGAUCGCUGGUCCAGGCUUGCAGAGCCAACGACGUCACCGACUUCGUCAUCGUCCAUGAGCACAGAGGCAUGCCAGAUGGGCUGAUCGUGAGCCAUCUUCCUUUUGGGCCCACUGCAUAUUUCACCCUUUGUAACGUGGUUAUGAGACACGAUAUUCCAGACCUGGGCACCAUGUCCGAGGCUUACCCACACCUCGUCUUCCACAACUUCACCUCCAGGCUCGGACGGCGGGUGUCUGAUAUCCUGAAGUAUUUGUUCCCUGUGCCCAAGGACGAGAGCAAGCGAGUGAUGACUUUUGCAAAUCAGGAUGACUACAUCUCCUUUAGGCACCACGUCUACAGGAAGACUGACCACCGCAAUAUCGAGUUGUCUGAAAUUGGGCCCCGGUUUGAGAUGAAAUUGUAUAUGAUUAAACUGGGCACCAUGGAGAAUGAGAACACAGCAGAGGUGGAGUGGCGCUGGCAUCCAUAUACCAACACCGCCAAGAAGAGGAAGUAUCUCAGCGACGAAUGAUUGUUCCUGUGUGUGAUGAGUGUAAAUAAAGAUCUUUUGUAGAACCAGA
Messenger RNA from Bufo bufo (common toad), 1041 nucleotides. It is a transcript of the gene IMP4, whose product is annotated as IMP U3 small nucleolar ribonucleoprotein 4. The coding region runs from base 117 to 992 and encodes 291 amino acids. Gene Ontology annotation, molecular function: snoRNA binding; rRNA primary transcript binding. The record is from RefSeq and is a predicted model, not a curated record. Gene Ontology annotation, cellular component: nucleolus; Mpp10 complex; small-subunit processome. NCBI's taxonomy places the organism in Eukaryota, Metazoa, Chordata, Amphibia, Anura, Bufonidae. Gene Ontology annotation, biological process: rRNA processing. The transcript has 9 exons.